Carcharodon carcharias (great white shark) is the source of this 1736-nucleotide messenger RNA. It is a transcript of the gene ube3d, whose product is annotated as ubiquitin protein ligase E3D. The record is from RefSeq and is a predicted model, not a curated record. Bases 123 to 1511 code for a protein of 462 amino acids. Lineage: Eukaryota; Metazoa; Chordata; Chondrichthyes; Lamniformes; Lamnidae. Gene Ontology annotation, molecular function: ubiquitin conjugating enzyme binding; cyclin binding; ubiquitin protein ligase activity. The transcript is spliced from 11 exons. Gene Ontology annotation, cellular component: cytosol; nucleus; ubiquitin ligase complex. Gene Ontology annotation, biological process: protein monoubiquitination; proteasome-mediated ubiquitin-dependent protein catabolic process; protein polyubiquitination.
GGGAGUGUGCGCAUGCGUCCCGCGCCGGAGUCGGCUGGGGUUUGGGGCGAGUCGCGCGUUGGUUGGUUGUUACUUUGUUCCAUUUCAUUCAGGAUUUCCUCAGGUCGAGCCUGAGCCCCAGGAUGGAGAGGGAAAUGCAGAGAAAACUAAUACAACCACUGGUCUUCUUAGAGAUCAGAAACAGCACGCAAAGCGGGCAGUUGAUAAUUGGAAACUUCCCAGAGAAUUACUCAGAAUUGCAAGUUACUCUUGGCCUAUCAUCCAUACAUCUUCAGUCUGCGGGGCAGUGUAUAAACUUAGAUUUGCCAGUAGGGGUCAGAAUUGUUCCACCUUCUUGCCGCAGUCUCCAGUACGUUAUGGGAGAUGGAUUCCACAUGAGGCUGCAAGUUCAGAUUGAUAGACCUGCAGAGCUGGUUCCAACUGUGAUAAAAACCUUGAAAGCCCAGGCAAGCUAUAUGUUUCAGUGCCAAACCUGUGGACAGUCUGUACUCAAGAAACAGAUGUUUCAGAGAGUUCUACCAUUGCCUAGUGGAAAUUGGAAUGAUUUGGUGGAACACUGGUGCUGCCAUCCUGAUCCAUUCACCAAGGCAUUACAGCCAAGGUUGGAUGACUGUUUAUUAGGUGAUAUGUUCCUGUUAUUGAAUGUGGCGAGCAUUGACAAUACUGCUGUGCACGAAGAGAAGGCAAGUCAAUCAGAGGCCAGGCAGAGUGCAGAUAACACCGGAACCCAUUUGGUGCAGAUUCCAAGAGAAAAUAAUACAGUAGUUUGCACGCGCUGUAGGAAGAUGCUGGGAGAUGUGACUUCAUCAGAUACCAUUAAAUUUUAUGUCACCGAGGUGCUGGUCCAGCCUCUGGCAAGCAAGGCUUUGAAAAGGCAGAUAUGUGAAAGAUCUUUGUUUGUGGAGACCGUGUUUGCUGGCCGACUGAAGGAAUUGUCGUCCGCUCAGAGUACCUUUAGAUUCUGUAUUCAAGGAUGUGAUGGAAAAACCUAUAUUUUGCUCUGGCUUUUGAAUUCUGACACCCUACUGGUGAGAUCACACAAUGAUUCAAAAAGCGAUUUUGCUGCAAUUGGCAAGGACACAGUGAAGCCUGAGUCGUCUAACAAAUUCUGUGAAGGAAACAAUGCUGUAAAAGUACUGUACCACCCUUGUUUAAAGGAAAGAAACAAAAUCCUGUGUGCCUGGAGCGCACAGCAGGUUGGAUCCCAGACCAGAACUAAAGUACGUUUGCUAAGGUUACAAGAGAAAUGGGAGAAGAAUAUUGGCGUGCACGGCAUGACUCUUCCAGUGAACACCUGCCUGCAGUUGUUACUCAUACUAGCUUCUUCAACUGCCUCUCUCCCUCUGUCACUACAGAACAUGAACUCAUUUAAGGUUAAUACCUGGAACAAAAACAGAAUUACCUGGAAAAACUCAGCAGAUCUGGCAGCAUCGGCGGAGAAGAACCUGGAACCCUGGCAGCAACCAUUAGGUCUUUAUUCUGCGACAGCCCACUGUGCCACCUGCAUUUGAACUACCACUACAAACCAAGGGAUUAUUCUGGAUGAUAAGGGAUAUCCGCUGAUGACUCAACUGAUCACUCUGGUGUGCAACCCACCCACACCUGCACAGUAUUUAUACAAGGAAAGCUAUGCUGCCACACGCAACAUAAUAGAGCAGACCUUUGGUGUCUCUUCCUUUGCCUAGGGCAUGCUGCAGGAGCCCUGCAGCACUCAGUAAAGCAGAUAUCAAGAUUCA